AUGUCCGACGAAUUGGGAUUAACGACCUUAAUUCAACACAUUUUACAAUAUCUAAUUGAAAAUCAAUCAUUUCAUUUACGUCGUAACCCAUUAAAAUUCCUUCAAACCUUAUCGUGUCAUGAGAAUGAAAUCUUCUCCUCAUUAAAAGAUUAUUCGAUUGAAAUCAUCUGUGAGGACCCCGUGAAAUUUUUAUUUAAUUCCCCGGAUUUUUUACUGCUGGACAAAUCCAUCUUGAUAUCAAUCUUAAUUCAGGAUUUUCUUGAUGUCAAAGAUGAGGUACAAAUUUGGAAUCAUGUUUUAAAAUGGGGUAUCUCUCAAAUGCCUUCCUCUCAGUUUAUCCUGAAAACGAUUAAUAAUUGGACGAGAGAAGAAACGGAUAUCUUGAAAGAGAUUUUAAGUGAUUUCAUUCCGUUGAUCAGGUGGUUGGAUAUCUCUCUGAAUGAUGUCAUGAAUAAGGUGGCUCCUUAUUCGAACAUCUUGCCAAAAGAUUUUUGCCGAGAGAUCUUUAAUGCUCAUCGAUCCACUUCCACGACUUCCGAAUCGACCCUCUUAAACGAAUUCCCUUUGAUUAAUUACAUUGAAUCAUUACCACCUAGGUUUCCUUUGAAUUCCCUUUUGAUAACGCCAAAGAAGGUUUCAUAUUUAGCGAGUUGGAUCGAUAAGGAGAAGAAGAAUUAUUAUUCAUGUGAUAAUUUGUUGAUCGGUGGUUAUAACCCCUUGGAUUGGAAACCCAAAUAUGAUAGCGUUAAUGGUAAUAGUAUGUAUCAAACCGAGAAUAGCUUUUUAUUCUGUUUCGGCAAAGGUGAAAAGAAGGACAAAUCCGGUGCUAAAGAUGGAAAUCCCGUCGUAAAGUCCAAAAUCUCAAAGUUAAUCAGGGUUUCCAACCCUCAAAAGGCCAUCUAUUAUAGUCCUGUCAGCGGUCCUUGCUUUGGUGGUGGUUGUGAUUUAGGUAUUAUUAACAAUCAGAUCGUUUCCUACGGCUCACUUUCGUAUAAUGGAAUUAAUAAAUUUAUCAAAGAGGAAUCUCAUCUCGAUCUUGAAGAUUAUGAGGUUUUUCAAGUUGUAAAAUCCGAAUGA
Molecule: messenger RNA, 1077 nt
Organism: Funneliformis caledonium
Lineage: Eukaryota; Fungi; Glomeromycota; Glomeromycetes; Glomerales; Glomeraceae
Source: the annotation of a GenBank genome assembly